Messenger RNA from Alexandromys fortis (reed vole), 2364 nucleotides. RefSeq names its product PDZ domain-containing protein 4-like. NCBI's taxonomy places the organism in Eukaryota, Metazoa, Chordata, Mammalia, Rodentia, Cricetidae. The record is from RefSeq and is a predicted model, not a curated record.
AUGGGAUGUAAUAUGUGCGUGGUCCAGAAACCGGAGGAGCAGUAUAAAGUGAUGCUUCAGAUUAAUGGAAUGGAUGUCCAGAACCGAGAGGAGGCAGUAGCCAUCCUGAGCCAGGAAGAGAACACCAACAUCUCCCUGCUGGUGGCCCGGCCUGAGAGCCAGCUAGCGAAGCGGUGGAAAGACAGUGACAGAGAUGACUUCCUAGAUGACUUUGGGUCUGAGAAUGAAGGGGACCUUCGUGCUAGGAAGCUGAAGUCACCCCCUGCCCCGCAGACUGGAAAUGAUGAGAAGGGUGCUCCUGAUGGGGGCCCAGGCUUGAGCAACAGCCAGGAGCUGGACAGCGGGGUGGGCCGGACUGAUGAGAGUACCCGGAAUAAAGAGAGCUCUGAACAUGACCUGCUGGGGGAUGAGCCCCCCAGCACUACCAACACCCCUGGAAGCCUGCGCAAGUUUGGCCUGCAAGGGGAUGCCCUGCAGAGCAGGGACUUCCACUUCAGCAUGGACUCUCUGCUGGCUGAGGGGGCAGGACUGGGUGGGGCUGACCUGCCUGGGCUCACUGAUGAGGAGUAUGAACUACUGGAGAUCAAGUGCCACCUGGAGAAUGGCAACCAGCUAGGCAUCUUCUUCUCCCGGGCCUCCAGUGGCAACGGUGCUCUAGAUGUCAACCGAAAUGAGAGCCUAGGCCAUGAGAUGGCCAUGCUGGAGGAGGAGCUUCGGCACCUAGCGUUCAAGUGCCGCAACAUUUUGCGGGCACAGAAGAUGCAGCAGUUGCGGGAGCGCUGUAUGAAGGCUUGGCUGCAGGAGGAGGAGAGCCUCUAUGACCUGGCAGCCAGUGAGCCCAAAAAGCACGAGCUGUCUGAUAUCUCUGAACUGCCAGAGAAAUCAGACAAGGAUAGCACCAGCGCCUACAACACUGGGGAGAGCUGCCGGAGCACUCCGCUGCUCAUGGAGCCUUUGCCUGAGAUCCCCCUGAAGCGAUCUGCUGCGGGCAAUUCCAAUUUGAACCGGACCCCUUCUGGCCCUCCUGUCACCGCCCACCCCAAAGGGGCUUCUUCACCAGGAAGCCCUGCCAAGUUCCGAUCACUCUCUCGGGAUCCUGAGGUGGGCCGGAGACAGCACUCAGAGGAGCCUGUCCGACGCAGCACCAAGACAGGUGUUACUCUGGAGCGUGUAGUUCCCGAAGGCAGCCCUUACCUCUCCAGGCGUCAUCGUGGCCAGGAGAGCGAGCAUUACCAGAGCUGUGUGCAGUUGACCCCGCCACGUACCCUGGAGGAUCUGGGCCAUGGCUCCUUGAGCUUGGCUAGUGGUCCUCGGGUGGGUGGGGUGGUGGCCGCAGCUGUCGAAGUACCCCGCAUGGAAUGGAAGGUGAAGGUGCGAAGUGAUGGAACCCGCUAUGUGGCCAAGCGGCCUGUGCGAGAUCGGCUGCUGAAGGCUAGGGCCCUGAAAAUACGGGAAGAGCGCAGCGGCAUGACCACUGAUGAUGAUGCAGUGAGUGAGAUGAAGAUGGGCCGCUACUGGAGCAAGGAAGAGAGGAAGCAGCACCUGAUCCGAGCACGGGAGCAGCGGAAGAGGCGUGAGUUCAUGAUGCAGAGCCGCCUGGAGUGUCUGAGGGAGCAGCAGAAUGGCGACAGCAAGCCUGAGCUCAACAUUAUUGCCCUGAGCCACCGUAAGACCAUGAAGAAGAGAAACAAGAAGAUCCUGGACAACUGGAUCACCAUCCAAGAGAUGUUGGCCCACGGUGCCCGCUCAGCUGAUGGAAAAAGGAUCUAUAACCCUCUGCUCUCUGUCACCACUGUCUGAGCUGCCCCAGCAAGAGCCCAGUCCAGGCCUAGAGAGCCUGACCCUCACCCUCCCUUAGAAUCUAGUGUGUGUCUAUGUGUGUGCUUGCACGCUGUGCUCAUGCACAUGCCUGUAUUUGUAUGUGUGCACAGGACUUUGGUAGUAGAAAGCCCCUAGAAGGGACACUUCUCUUCCACCUAUUUCCUGCUCCCCAAGAGGCUAUGUCAACAGCCAGCAUAGAGGGCAUACCCAUAAAGGCUACCUGUGUGUGACUGCAUGUUUGCGUACAUACACAGUGCUCUUGAUAUGUUGCUGGAGACAGGGAAGUCCGUGCAGAGAGAAGUGAGGUGGACUAUCUUAAGCACAAGAGAAUGUCCAGCUUCUUGCUGAGCAUGGCCUCUUCCCACCCCUGGAAGCCGCAGUUCCUUGUAGACAAAGGCAACCCUGAAUUUUGUGUUUUUUUCUCCUUUUCUGUGCUUGCCAACAGUUGUUUUCUGUUUUGUGGAUCUGCUCUAGGGGUUGGCAGAUCCUUCAGGCAGCCUGACAUAGGUGGACCCCACCGAGUGCUGGCUGGGAAGGAGGUUG